UUAGACUAAUCAAAUAGCCUACACGCACUCUGAUCUCAUGACUUACUUCCUGGUCGUCUUUUUCCUUCUGUGAAGUGCCUGUGUUAUCGAACCUGCUACUAUGGUUAUUCUAAAAGGAAUACCGUCCAUUCUGUCGCCAGAGCUGCUGUAUGCCCUGGCCAAGAUGGGCCACGGAGACGAACUGGUUCUGGCUGAUACAAACUUCCCUACCUCCUCCACCUGCACCUGCGGUCCCAUUGAGAUCCGAGCUGAUGGUCUAGGGGCUGCUGAGCUUUUGGAGGCCAUUUUGAAGCUAUUGCCCCUGGAUACCUACGUCCCCAGCCCGGCUUCCGUGAUGGAGUUGGUGGACAGUGACAAAAAAAGGGGACUAGCCACUCCUGUAUGGGAUAUCUUCAGACAGAAGCUGGCACAUGCUGGGGUACAGUUAUUGUGUGUUCUGUGUCCAGGCUCCUCUAGAGAAGGUGGAGAGAUUUGCAUUCUAUGAACGAGCCAAGAAAGCCUUUGCUGUUGUAGCAACUGGGGAGACAGCGCUCUAUGGGUGCCUGAUACUGAAGAAGGGAGUCAUCCCGGGUGAACUACUAGAUUGACACACAAGAAUGAAUGUUAUCGACGGGGCACAACCAAAUUUUGCAUUACCUAACAAAUAACCUAAGAAUUUGAGUUUGCAUGUUUCUGAGAAACAUCUAGAUUUUCUUUAAAAAUAUAUAUUAUUUUAAUGUUGAUGUCAAGAUCCAUAUGAAAUCUAAAAUGCAAUGUAUCAAUUGUAAAUAAACAAUAUAGUGAUUUUUC
This is a messenger RNA of Oncorhynchus nerka (sockeye salmon), 789 nucleotides long. It is a transcript of the gene fuom, whose product is annotated as fucose mutarotase. Gene Ontology annotation, biological process: fucose metabolic process. The record is from RefSeq and is a predicted model, not a curated record. Gene Ontology annotation, molecular function: fucose binding; racemase and epimerase activity, acting on carbohydrates and derivatives. Lineage: Eukaryota; Metazoa; Chordata; Actinopteri; Salmoniformes; Salmonidae. The coding region runs from base 101 to 484 and encodes 127 amino acids. The transcript has 6 exons.